UUGGAGAUCGGUAGGUGGACCGAAGAAGCAAAGCCCGUAAGCGCUGGAGUUGGGCAUUCUUUUUGAGACUUCAAACACCUCAACCCCCACCUCGAAAAAUAAAAAGGAAAAGGAAAAGAAAAUAAAAGCAAAAGAAAGAAACGGUAAGGAGUAACGACGUAGGGACCAGGGACAAAGGACAUAUUCACAAGGCACAAGAGAGAGAGGUCUCCACGAUACCGUACCUCAUUGGUCCAGGAUAAACCAUCCCCCAAACACCCGAUACACAAGCGGUUACAUACUCUGCUAGCUAUAUAUCUCGCUUCACAAUUCCCUCUAAUAAGGAAUGUCAAGCACACCAAUUCUCUCUCUCUCUCUCUCCCCUCGCUUCUCGUAUUUCUGCAGUACAGAGUACUAACAGAAGAAGUAAAACAUCUCAGCGAUCCAAUAAGAUGUUGCAGGAAGAAGAAUACUCUCCAGCAGUAACAGCUGGAAAAGUAGAGUCUUCAACUUGCCUCAACCAGCUCCCGUCGGUGAUGAGUACAAGAAAGAAGAAGAACAAGAAUAAAAGGAGGUUCAGUGACGAACAGAUCAAGUCUUUGGAGACUAUGUUCGAAUCAGAGACCAAACUUGAGCCCCGGAAGAAGCUCCAGCUGGCAAGAGAACUGGGCCUGCAGCCUCGCCAGGUUGCCAUAUGGUUCCAAAACAAACGAGCACGAUGGAAAUCAAAGCAGCUCGAGCGUGACUACAGUAUACUGACUGCCAAUUAUGAUGCUCUGGCUUCUCGAUUUGAGACUUUGAAGAAGGAGAAGCAGACCUUAAUGGUAGAGUUGCAGAGGCUGAAUGAUAUACUCGGAAAACCUCGAGAUGAGAACAGGUGGUGCCAGUCAACCACAGCCGCAAACAGCACCGAUGGAGACUCGGACAAUGGAGAUGCCAAGUGUGAAUCUGACACAAAGCCCAGCGUAUUAUUGGAAGCGGAAGACCAAAGAGUGGUCUUCUCUUCAGAUGAUGAGAAUAGUAGAAGCCUCGAGUGUUUUGGACAGGAAGAAGAACCCGAACUAAACAUGGCUGAAACUGCAGAUGGUUCUUUGACAUCACCUGAAAAUUGGUGCAGUUUCAAUUCAGGCAGUCUGUUUGAUCAGCCAUGUAGUGGUUCGCAGUGGUGGGACUUCUGGUCUUGAGGAAAAUAAACCAGGCCAAACAAAACCUGGAGGAUAUCAGGGAAGUUAGUAAGAUGGUAAGACCUCAAGUGAUACAGGAGAGUGCGGACCAUUCCAGAUAAGCUUUGUAAGUUUUCAAGGACUGAAACAAAGAGGAAAUUUGGAUCCUCUACAAUAUCUACUGCUUCACCAGACGAAAGCAAUGACUAACAGAGCCGGCCGGUAUUGUCAGUCUCGUUUCUUUAUCCUUUUACCUGAGAUAACUAUGAUUGGUUUGAGCUAAGACGAUUAUGCGGAGUUAAGAGAGUAGAGAUCGUCUGGCUGUCCAUAAUACCAAUAAUAAUCAACCACGUCUCUCUUUUCCGUAAAAUUCAAAAUUAACGGAGUUCAGACCUUAACGGCAGCAGCUGGACUCCAAAACUUAUCAAUUAUAUUUUAACCGCCCUUUUGGGAUCCCACUUUCCAA
Molecule: messenger RNA, 1608 nt
Organism: Nelumbo nucifera (sacred lotus)
Lineage: Eukaryota; Viridiplantae; Streptophyta; Magnoliopsida; Proteales; Nelumbonaceae
Product: homeobox-leucine zipper protein ATHB-12-like
Biological process (GO): positive regulation of DNA-templated transcription
Cellular component (GO): nucleus
Molecular function (GO): sequence-specific DNA binding; DNA-binding transcription factor activity, RNA polymerase II-specific
Source: RefSeq, a predicted model, not a curated record